This is a messenger RNA of Letharia lupina, 447 nucleotides long. RefSeq lists its product as uncharacterized. Gene Ontology annotation, cellular component: endoplasmic reticulum; membrane. The transcript is spliced from 2 exons. The coding region runs from base 1 to 447 and encodes 148 amino acids. Gene Ontology annotation, molecular function: protein C-terminal S-isoprenylcysteine carboxyl O-methyltransferase activity. The record is from RefSeq and is a predicted model, not a curated record. Gene Ontology annotation, biological process: C-terminal protein methylation. NCBI's taxonomy places the organism in Eukaryota, Fungi, Ascomycota, Lecanoromycetes, Lecanorales, Parmeliaceae.
AUGGCCUUCGUCGAAUGCUUCCUCCAUUAUCACUACAUCCCGAAACUCACACGCAGCAUCUUCCCACCCGCGGUACACACGGCCUGGCUCGUCCUCGGCGCCGCAAUGUUGGCCAUAGGCCAAGGCACACGGACGACGGCCAUGGUCCACGCGGGCUCCAACUUCAACCACCUCAUCCAGAGCAAGAAGAAGGAAGGACACGUCCUGGUCACCGGCGGGGUCUACCGGUACCUUCGGCAUCCGAGCUAUUUCGGGUUCUUCUGGUGGGGGUUGGGGACGCAGGUGGUGCUCGGGAACGUGGUAUGUUUGGUCGGGUAUGCGGUGGUGCUGUGCAGGUUUUUCAGGAGGAGGAUCGAGAAAGAGGAAACGCUGCUUGUCGGUUUCUUCGGCAUCGAUUAUGUACGAUAUCGGGACAGGACGAGGGUUGGGAUACCUUUCAUUCCGUGA